Molecule: messenger RNA, 2251 nt
Organism: Manihot esculenta (cassava)
Lineage: Eukaryota; Viridiplantae; Streptophyta; Magnoliopsida; Malpighiales; Euphorbiaceae
Product: CBL-interacting protein kinase 2
Exons: 2
Coding region: 666-2018 (450 amino acids)
Biological process (GO): signal transduction; protein phosphorylation
Molecular function (GO): protein kinase activity; ATP binding
Source: RefSeq, a predicted model, not a curated record
UACAUGAAACAAAGCAAAGAUUCAAAAUUUUGAACUAACUCGAAAAGCUUGGCUUUUUUUGUGGGUUUUAGCUGGCCUUGGCCAACUGCAAUUCUUUAUGUUUCUUCCAAGCAAAAAGAAGGCAUCUUCUACCUCUGAUCUCAUUUUCAUGUCAUCCCCUAUUAAUAUACACAGCCUAGCAAAAGCGCAAAAAAAAAAAUUCCUUCAAUAUGCAGAAGCUGAUAGUCACAUCUGAUUUGGUUAUCCUUCAUUGAAUCCCUCUCUUCACAUAGGCUCUCUCCUUUUUAAAGAUUCAUUUCUAGUAUUUGCUUGGCUGCUUGGUGUUUCAUCUCCUCAUAUAGCAUCGAAAAACACUAGGGAAUGCUGAAAAAUGUGCUUGAAUUCUGGUAAUUCUUCCUAUGCGGUCCAAACCCGAUUCGAAUUUCAAUUUCAGCUUCCAGUAUCUAUCCUUCAUGAGGUUGGAUAUUCAGCAUACAACAGAUUCACACUUGAGGUCCAAAUGGACAAGGAAAUCACAACCAGGAUUCCUAUUGUGCUAAAGCACAAUAUUAGUGAAGACGGUUGAGUUCUUGAGUUCAAAAUACUUCUUUCCUACAAAUUAUAUAUAAUAUUUCUAGGCCUUCUAGCUAGAGGACAUAUUAGUCUAUCAGGCUUUGAUAUUUACAAUGGAGCAUAAAGGCAAUGUAUUGAUGCAGAGGUAUGACUUUGGGCGAUUGUUAGGCCAAGGAAAUUUUGCUAAGGUUUACUAUGCAAGGAACCUUCAAACUGGUCAGAGUGUAGCUAUUAAGGUUAUUGACAAGGAGAAGAUUCUGAAAGUGGGGCUGAUUAAUCAGAUCAAGAGGGAGAUAUCCGUUAUGAAACUCGUUAAACAUCCAAAUGUUUUACAACUUUAUGAGGUCAUGGCCUCCAAAAGCAAGAUUUACUUUGCCAUAGAAUAUGCUAAAGGUGGUGAGCUCUUUAAGAAGGUAGCAAAAGGAAGGCUCAAAGAAGAUGUUGCAAGGAACUAUUUUCAACAGUUAAUCAGUGCAGUUGAUUUUUGUCACAGCAGAGGUGUCUAUCACCGGGAUUUGAAACCAGAGAACUUACUACUGGAUGAAAAUGGAGUUUUAAAGGUAUCAGAUUUUGGAUUAAGUGCACUUGUCGAGUCCAAGAGCCAAGAUGGUUUGCUCCACACAACUUGUGGAACUCCUGCAUACGUUGCUCCUGAAGUUAUCAAGAGUAAAGGCUAUGAUGGGGCCAAGGCUGACAUUUGGUCUUGUGGUGUAAUCUUAUAUGUAUUGCUGGCUGGUUAUCUCCCAUUCCAUGAUGCAAAUUUGAUUUCUUUGUACAGGAAAAUAACCAAGGCAGAAUAUAAAUGCCCCAACUGGUUUCUGCCUGAAGUGCGCAAGCUGGUCUCGAAAAUGCUCGACCCUAAUCCAAGUACUAGAAUUUCCAUUGAAAAAAUAAUGGAAAAUCCCUGGUUUAGAAAAGGGUUCAACCCGAAAGCUGCUGAAACUAAAAUUGAUGUUAAGAAAUUGGAUCCUUUGGUGGCUGAUACAACUUUGGAUCCUUAUGAGAAUGCUUUCAUUUUUGCUGAAGAUAAGAAAGAGUUGAACAGACCUAUAAGCCUGAAUGCUUUUGAUAUCAUCUCUCUUUCAAAUGGGCUUGACUUGUCUGGUUUUUUCACCAAAAGUCAGCAGGAGAAAGAAACAAAAUUCACAUCAAUGCACUCUGCCUCAACUAUCAUAUCUAAAUUAGAAGACACAGCUAAGCAUCUGCAUUUGGAAGUAAAGAAAAAGGAUAGAGGGCUGUUGAAGUUGAAGGGAUCUGAAGAAGGUAGAAAGGGGGCAUUGUCCAUUGAUGCAGAAAUAUUUGAGUUUACUCCAUCUUUUCAUAUGGUAGAGGUGAAAAAAUCAGCUGGUGAUACAUUGGAAUACACACAGAUAUUGGAACAAGGUUUAAGGCCAGCUCUCAAGGACAUUGUCUGGGUAUGGCAAGGGGAACAGCAGCAGAAACAACAACAGGCGCAUUCGUCAUAGUCCGUUUCGCUUAGGUGCUGUGCUGUUGUGUGCUAUUGUUGUCUUUGAAAUUUUAGAGUUCAUUUCAUUAAUGUAUACUUGACUGCUUAUGUUUGCAAGAGACAUAUGAUUUUGUGUGCUUGAGCCAACCAUAUCUGGUAAGACUUCAUUUCAUAUGUUUGCAAGAGACAUAUGAAAUAAGCUUGUUUCUGAAUUACUAUUUCUUGGAAAAUUUUAUCUCAGAUUUGUUGAAA